Messenger RNA from Didymodactylos carnosus, 207 nucleotides. The record is from the annotation of a GenBank genome assembly. Lineage: Eukaryota; Metazoa; Rotifera; Eurotatoria; Philodinida; Philodinidae.
AUGAGAGUCAAUAGAAAUCGCUUAGGCAAUGAUUUAUUAGAGACAUGUGUUAAGUGUUCAACAUUGAAUAUCGAAUUAACACAUGAAGCUGUUAGAUUUAUCGUAAAUGAUUUUGUAACCCAUCCUGGAAGAGCAAGACAAAGAAAUAUCAUGUUACAUUUGAAUGAACAGGAAAAUCAUACAAAAAAUGAUCAUGAUGAAGAUUAA